GAUUUUGUUACACGAGUUUUAUAUGUUCUUCUACUAAUGGUGGUUGGUGGUCUAUUUUAAUAUCUACACCCUUUUCGUAUCGGCAUGUGCAUGGCACAAAUUGUGGUAGUAUUUGGAGCAACAGGAAUGCAGGGAGGCUCAGUGGCUGAAAUAUUACAUCAAGACCCUAGCUACAAGGUUCGUGCAGUGACCAGAAAUGUUAACAGUGACAAAGCAAAGGCUCUGGCUGCAAAGGGUAUUGAGAUAGCACAGGCUGACCUAGAUGACCGCCAAAGUCUUGCUGAUGUACUUGACGGAGCUUACGCUUGCUUCAUUGUCACUGACACGCAAUUCAAACGAACUGACUGUGAAGAAUAUGAAUACAGUCAAGGUGAGAACGUCGCCGACAUCUGUAUGGUCAAGAAGGUCCAACACGUUGUCUUCAGCUCACAGCUGAAUGCUUUUGAUGGCAUGGGAUUGCAGGUCAAACAUUACGAUGCUAAGUCACGCAUUGAGGAAUUCAUGAAAGAGAGAGCACUACCAUUAACAACCAUCAUGAUUUCUUGUUACUAUGAAAAUUUUCUCACAUGGUUGAAACCACAGAAAUAUGGUGAACAUAUGUAUAAAGUUGCCAUUCCAAUGGGAAAUAUAUCGCUGGAUGUAAUAAGUGUGGCACAGAUAGGUGAAGCUGUCCGAAGUAUCUUAAACAACAGAGCGCAGACACUCAACAGGAACUUCCUACUCUCUGGUGACAAGUUAACUAUUGUAGAGAUAGCUCGAACGUUUAGUAAGCAUCUGAGACCUUACGAGUUUAUUGAUGCACAGAUCAACCUUGACCAAUAUAGGCCUGUCUCUUAUACACAUCUAGAUGUGUAUAAAAGAGUUUUGACACCUGGGUUCGGGAAAACAAGCAGGCAUUGA
Messenger RNA from Anneissia japonica, 900 nucleotides. RefSeq names its product nmrA-like family domain-containing protein 1. The coding region runs from base 85 to 900 and encodes 271 amino acids. The record is from RefSeq and is a predicted model, not a curated record. The transcript is spliced from 5 exons. Lineage: Eukaryota; Metazoa; Echinodermata; Crinoidea; Comatulida; Comatulidae.